This is a messenger RNA of Linum trigynum, 6111 nucleotides long. The record is from the annotation of a GenBank genome assembly. NCBI's taxonomy places the organism in Eukaryota, Viridiplantae, Streptophyta, Magnoliopsida, Malpighiales, Linaceae.
AUCACGUUGGAUUGCAUUCUGAUUUUCCUCAACAACAAAUCCUCUUUUCCAACAUGGUAUCAAAGCUAGCAACGAUCAGCUAGUCGAUCCAAUUUCUUUCUCCCGCUUGCGUUUCCUUUCUCGUGUAAAACACUCUGUUUUUUUUUUCUCUUCUUUCUCUGCCGAAACCAUGUCUGGCGAAUCUGAAGUUCAUGACAGCGCCGUCUCUUCCAUUGUUCCAGCCAUUGUGACAUUCAAUCCUGCUGCUCAACUUCCAUUGAAGCUGACACCGUCUAACUUCGCCUCUUGGCGCUCCCAGCUUGAGACGCUGCUUCUCGGUCUCGAUCUCUUCGGCUACAUCGACGGCUCCACCAUUGCACCUGAUCGCACCAUAACAGAGAACGGUGUGGCCAAACCCAAUCCCGCUUUUCAGCUUUGGUUCCGCCAGGACAAGCUGAUACUUCAUGCUCUGCGAUGCUCGAUCUCGGAAGGGAUCUAUUCUUUUGUUUCAGGCGCUUCUACAUCCCGCGCUGCCUGGCAGAUUCUGGAGAAGCUUUACGCCAGCAGUGCUCAGUUCCGCAUUAUUCAUCUCAAGGGGAAACUGGCCAAAACCUCCAAGGGAAAUCGAGACAUCCUGGCCUUCGUCAAUGAUUUGAAAAGCACGGCGGCAGAGCUUGCUCUCAUUGGAGCUCCUGUCUCCGAUCUUGAUUUGAUCGUCUACUGCCUUCGAGGCCUGGGCGAAGAGUACGGGGCGUUUGCUGCUGCGAUUCGUGCUAGAGGACCAGGGCUCGUUCUGGAAGACUUGAUUGACUCCCUAGUCGAAUACGAAUCUGAUCUUAAGGAACAAAUUAAGUCCCCUGUUCCUACUGCUUUCUUUUCUCAGGGGCAGCGAUUUUCAGGCGGCGGCGGGGGCACUGGGAACCCUUCUUUCGGCCGCCAGCAGCGAGGAAGCUCUUCACGCGGGCCAUCCUCUUCGCGGGCUUACUCACCUCAGGCCCACGCUGAUUCUCCACGGGCCUCCAGCCCACAGGCCACCUUAUUUUCCUCUCCUGGGCAGGCUUUGCCCACCAACCACAAUCAGCGCCGGCCCACUGUCAUAUGUCAAUUUUGCGAACGUCCAGGUCAUUCUGUACGUCAGUGUUUCAAGCUCUUUCCGCAAGAACGCCAAACCUAUCAAGCUCGACAAACUCAGGCGCAUCAUACCACCACUCGUGUUCCGCCAUCGGCGCCUUGGUUGCUCGACUCUGCAGCUUCUCAUCAUGUGACCCCAGAUCUCGGAAAUUUGUCUCUUUAUUCAGACUACAAUGGUCCUGAUGAGAUACUCGUCGGUGAUGGCACAGGUUUGAAAAUCACACAUAUUGGGUCCUCCAUGCUCCAGAAUUCUGCUUUACAUUUAAAAGAUGUGCUUUGUGCCCCUGCAAUCAAGCGUAAACUUAUCUCUGUCGCAAAACUUUGUCGUACUAAUCCCAUUUCGGUGGAAUUUUUUGCUGAUUGUUUUGUUGUGAAAGAUCUUCGCACGGGGGCGCCUCUGCUGAAAGGAGCAAAUAAUGGGGAUGUCUAUGAGCUGCCGCAUGAAAUGGAUACCGUCCGCCUUGCUCUUGUCACCACCCGCACCUCCUCUACCUCAUGGCAUGCUCGUCUUGGUCACCCUUCCUCCCAUUCUCUAUCCAGUCUUCUUCGCACACAUUCCUUGCCAGUAGCUUCCUCUUCUGUCAGUAGUCCUUGCGAUUCAUGUCUUUCAAAUAAGAGUCACAAACUCCCUUUUGGUGUCUCCUCUUUAUCAAGCAACAGACCAUUUGAUUUAUUGUAUACGGAUGUUUGGGGGCCUGCUCCAGUGACCUCCAUUGAUGAUUUUCGUUAUUACUUGAUUAUCGUUGAUCAUUUUUCCCGCUAUACAUGGUAUUAUCCUUUAAAACGUAAAUCUGAUGUUCUUGAUGUGUUUCUUGCCUUUCGCACGAUGGUUGAGAAUUAUUUUUCCACCACCAUCCGACGUCUAUAUUCUGAUGGUGGAGGAGAAUUCCAGAAGUUAAGUUCCAUGCUUCUUGCUCAUGGGAUUAGUCAUCUCCUUACUCCUCCCCAUACGCCUGAGCAUAACGGCCUGGCCGAACGGAAACACCGUCAUAUUGUUGAAACUGGUAUCACUCUCCUUCAUUAUGCUCAUUUACCUACCAUCUUUUGGUCGUAUGCUUUCUCUACUGCCGUUUACUUAAUUAAUCGGUUGCCUUCCUCCGCUCUCCGUGGUCAAAUCCCUUAUACUGCCCUCUUCAACAUUGUGCCCAAUUAUCAUAAACUUCGCAUUUUUGGCUGUCUGUGCUACCCCUGGUUACGACCAUACUCGUCUCAUAAACUUGAUCCUCGCUCCCGUCCAUGCCUGUUCCUUGGUUACUGUCCGCAGAGGAGUGCGUACAAAUGUUUCGAUCCCCACUCCAAUCGUGUUUUUCUAUCCCGUCAUGUUCACUUUGUUGAAACUUCGUUUCCUGGCUAUUUAUCUAACCCUCCUGCAGAGUCUUCCCUCGUGGCCUCAUGGAUCACAGAUACUGGCCCCUCCAUUACCACAAUCCCAUUUCAUGUGACAUCCCCGACUGCUCCUCCCAGCCGGGCCCCCUCUAGCGCAGGCCCUUUGCACUCAACAUCACCAACUGGGCCGCCCCAGCCCGCUGGCCCAUCCUCCUGCCCUGGGCCCCCGCCCCCCUCUUCCUCUGGCCCAUCGCCGGCCCCCAGCGCCCUGCCAGGCCUGUCCUCCGGCUCUGGGCCCGUGCCCUCCUCUUUCUCGGGCCCAACGCCCGGCCACAGCACCCCGCUCUCUUCUCCGAAUACGCUGGCCACUGCUGCUCCCAACCAGCCGGCCCAGUUACAGGGCCCAGCCUCACCUGCGCCCACAAUGCAGCGGCCCACUGCCCCACCACCUGUCCAGCGCUCCCAUCAGAUGCGCACUCGGGCCCAAGCUGGCAUUCACAAGCCCAAGCGGCUCUUCUCAGCAUUAUUUACCACCCGGACGCCACCUCUAGAGCCCCGUUCAGUUAAUGAAGCCAUGCAGUAUACUGAAUGGGACUCCGCUCUUCGCACUGAGCACAAUGCUCUUCUUCGCAAUCAUACAUGGGAUCUUGUACCUCGCCAACCUCACUUUAAUGUUCUGGGCAACAAAUGGGUCUACCGGAUUAAGCAUCAUUCUGAUGGCUCGAUCAAUCUCUUCAAAUGCCGCCUUGUUGCGAAGGGAUUUCAUCAACGCCCCGGGGUGGAUUUUCAGGAUACAUACAGUUCGGUCGUCAAACCUGUGACAGUCCGCACGGUUUUCACUAUUGCUCUCUCUCAGAGUUGGCCCAUUAAACAGUUUGACAUCAACAAUGCUUUCCUUCAAGGCCCACUCGAUGAUGAGGUCUACAUGGUCCAACCUCCCGGCUUUGUUGAUCCGUUACAUCCGCACCAUGUUUGUCGCCUACGUCGUGCUAUCUAUGGCUUACGUCAAGCUCCACGGGCCUGGUACACUGCUCUCAGUUCUUUCCUCAUUGAGUUUGGCUUCAGGAAGACUGAAUCUGAUGCAUCACUCUUUGUUUAUCAGCAAUCGGGCAUUAUUCUCUAUUUUCUGGUAUAUGUUGACGAUUUAUUGCUCACCGGCAAUGAUGUUGCCGCUCUGACAGCCUUCCAGACAGCUCUUGCCCACAAGUUUUCACUCAAGGCACUGGGAGAUGUGAAUUACUUUCUGGGCAUCGAAGUUAUACCGACAGCGACGGGCUAUAUUCUCUCUCAGCACAAAUAUAUGACCGACAUUCUUGCCCGAUUUCAUAUGUUAGAUGCAUCUCCGGUCUCCACGCCCCUUGCGUCCUCUGCUUCCUUGUCUCUUCAUGACGGCACCGAUCCGACCGAUGCUACACGAUUCCGGCAAGUACUGGGUGCUCUGCAGUACCUCGUCUACACCCGUUCGGACAUUGCCUUCUCCGUCAACAAGCUCUCCCAAUACAUGCACUCUCCAUCCACCCAUCAUUGGCAGUGUCUCAAACGGCUACUUCGCUAUGUUUGUGGUACUAUCUCCUAUGGCUUAUCCAUCCGGCGCUCCUCUCUUCCUAUACGCAUCACAGCCUUUGCCGACUCUGACUGGGCCGGGAACAUUGAUGAUCGUACAUCCACCUCCGCCUAUCUAGUAUACCUGGGCUCCACGCUCAUCUCCUGGCGUUCUCAGAAACAACGGACGGUUGCCCGCAGCAGUACGGAAGCAGAAUAUCGUGCCAUCGCCCAUGCAACUGCUGAGCUGGAAUGGGUUCGCAAUCUCUUACAAGAGCUUCAUCAGCCCCUCACCGAGUCUCCCACUGUUCUCUCCGAUAACCUUGGUGCCACGUAUUUCAGUGCCAACCCGGUUUUCCACUCUCGCAUGAAGCAUUUGGCUCUUGACUAUCAUUUUGUUCGCCAGCUCGUUCAGUCAGGUCGUCUCAGUGUCCGCUACAUACCGACUGCUCAACAAUUGGCCGACAUGCUGACCAAACCACUUCCCGCCGCUCGGUUCCUGCUACUUCGUUCCAAGAUUGGACUCGUUGACACCUCCUCCAUCUUGCGGGGGCGUAUUAGAGAAAAAGAAUAAAAAUUCUUUUUACUUUUCCCUUGUUACUCGGCCCUCUCUCUCCCUGUAACCUCUCCACUUCUCCUGUACUCUCUCCACUUCCCUUCUUCCUCUCAACUGUAUCUCCUGUAAAGCUGUAUAAAACAGAACUCAAUAAACAGAAGCAAAUCACGUUGGAUUGCAUUCUGAUUUUCCUCAACAACAAAUCCUCUUUUCCAACAACAUAAACAUGAUCACACUUAUGUGUGACGUAUAAAAGUGGUGCCUACUUGAAUACUUUUUUUUAUAUUAGUUUCGUAUCGGGGUACGUAACUUGCAUUACCUAACGUGGAAGAUAUAUACACACUCGGCUCUCUACAAUUAACCCUAGCCGAGAUACUACAUCUAAUGGGGCCAGCCCUUUGAUACAAGGCCUUAGGGCCGAAUAACCAUUAUAAUACUCAACAAAUAGUUUAGCGAUAUCAAUAUUUCGACUUUUUAUAACUUAAGUUCUUGAGAGAUUUCCAAAUAUUGAUAUUGUAUCAUUUCUUUGAGGUGCCGUUUGGAUGGGGGAUUGUCGUACGUGGAGGUUAAGGAUUUCCCCAGAAUCCCUCACCUUCCAGGAUUUAUUUUUGAAAAAAAUCACUAAAUCAUGCCCUUUUCUGCAAAUCAAUUUUCAAUUUUGUGAUUUCUCAUGUAAUGGUAAGGACCUAAUUGAUAAACCCACAGACUCGUACGAAGGGAAUUGAAAACCAACACCUUCAACUCAACAUAAGACACUAGAACAAUCCAAUCUCUUUCAGAGGAACAGGUAGGGGGUUUGGGCUUCGAGAAUUUUGAAAUCACAUACAAAUUAUAUCGUAUUUUGAAAAAUUACAUAUAAAACUAAGGUUAUUUUGUUAAUAAAUUGUGUGAGAAAUAAUAAGCCGUGGGAUCUCGAGGUAGUCCGGCGGAAAUUUAAUUGCAAUUUUCACCAAGAUCUAGGUUUGAGCUUGGUUGAAAGCAAUCUUUUUAUAUUUUUAACCUUGUUGAUUUAAUGUGAUCAAAUAGCAAAACCAACGAUUUAAUUUUAAAAGUUUGUUUUGUAAGUCCUAUAAUUUCAAAGUAGAUCAUUUAAACUCUUCAACUUUUAAUUUUCAUAGUUUGUUUCACAAGUCCUUCCACAAUCACGUAGGACUUAGCGAAACUAGAUUUGGGUCCAAAUACGAGAGAUAUAGUAUUUUAAAGUUUGUACACCGUCCCUGGAAUAUUCAUGAUGUUCAUAUCUUAACUAAUGUAGGUGUAUCUCUUUCGUUUAAUGUCAAAACCAUCUAUCGUUUGCACUCAUAAGAAUAACGUUUUCAACUAGAACAUGACCUAAGACAAGGUUGUGUCAUGAACAAACUUUACCGUUUUGACAAUCUCUUGUUACAUUCGAAUUUCCUAACUAAUUUCUUAGACAGUUCCAAAGGAAAAACUAUUUUAGGAGCAUUUUUACACGUAAAAAUAAGUUUCUGAAACUCUAGGAUUGUCAUUUAACUAAUUAGCUUGACGCAAAAUACCCCAUACAUAUGUCCAAACCAAGAUUGAACUCAACGCGGUAAUAUAAGAGUGUUCUAUCG